Puntigrus tetrazona (Sumatra barb) is the source of this 801-nucleotide messenger RNA. RefSeq names its product serine/threonine-protein kinase pim-2-like. Gene Ontology annotation, cellular component: cytoplasm. Lineage: Eukaryota; Metazoa; Chordata; Actinopteri; Cypriniformes; Cyprinidae. Gene Ontology annotation, biological process: protein autophosphorylation; regulation of mitotic cell cycle; negative regulation of apoptotic process. The record is from RefSeq and is a predicted model, not a curated record. Gene Ontology annotation, molecular function: protein serine/threonine kinase activity; ATP binding.
CUGAGCCGGUAUGAAAUGGGCAAAAUGCUUGGUGAGGGAGGAUUCGGCUUCGUCUAUGAAGGGAAACGCUUGGAGGAUGGCCUUGAGGUGGCAGUGAAAAUUGCCAGCAAGACAAAGAAAAUGAAACACAUCUGCGUUCCUGGUCACCCUUCACCCCUUCCGUUAGAGAUCGGCCUGUUACUCCUCGCUAACAAAGAGCCCAGAGCUCCAGAGAUCAUUGAGCUGCUGGACUGGCAGGUCCAGCCCGACCGUUACAUCAUGGUCAUGGAGCGGCCGUCCCCCUGCAAAGAUCUGUGGGAUUACAUGUCGUUUAAGGGAGGCCUCCUCAGAGAGGACAAAGCACGGUUCAUCGUGGCGCAGACAGUGAAGGCCGCCCAGAUGUGCUGUCAGCGAGGAGUAUUUCACCGGGACAUCAAGCUAGAGAACCUGCUGAUCAACCCAGAAACACUUGAGGUCAAACUGAUUGACUUCGGGUGUGGGGAUCUCCUGCAGGUCGGCUAUGAAAUAUUUUGUGGAACGAGGGAGUACUGCCCGCCUGAGUACUACGUGGACCGCAAGUACCACGGGAAACCAGCAACUGUAUGGUCUCUAGGUGUGCUCUUGUUCACGCUGGUGUGCGGACGCUACCCAGAACCCAGAGACGUAAAAUCGAUCGACUACGGUAUCAGGUUUGAUCGUGACUUGUCGAAUGAAUGCAGCCACCUGAUUCGGUCCCUGCUGAAUAAAAACCCAAGCCAGCGGAUUGAUUUGGAGGAAGUUCUUCUACAUGACUGGUUUAAGGUACUGACCUCCAAAGUAUAA